CUCGAGUCGACCGCAUUGCCCACAAAUCACUGCAUCACAAGUGUAGUAGGCUCGGAGAGAACAAUCAAUAAUGAUAGAUCUUCAACUACUCCAGCCGGACAAAGGGGGUAACCCAGAAUCGGUCAAAGAGUCUCAGAAGAAACGAGGAGCAAGUGUAGAGCUAGUGGACGAGGUCAUAGCCUUGAUCGCGGAGCAUAAGCAAGCACUUUACGAAUCCGAAUCAGUACGACGGGAUGUCAAUAGCUUGCAAAAGGAGAUAGGAGCCAUCAAAAAGGCUAAAGGGGACGCUUCUGAGCUUCUGGAGAAGAAGGCUGAACUGGAUAAGAAGAUAGCUGACUGGACGGUCAAAGCGGGAGAAUUGAUGAAGAAGAGAGAUGUGAGAGCUACGUUGAUUGGAAAUAUCGUGGACAAAGAUUGUCAUGUAUCUCUGACAGAGGACGACAACCCCAUCAAAGCCGUUUGGCACCCUGAACCCAAUCAUAAAGGCAACAGUAUUCCUGGUCUUCAAGCUGAAGACAAAACAAUUGAUAUCAUCUCUCAUCAUGAAGUCAUGACCCGCCUGCAAGCUUUCGACACGGAACGAGGAGCGAAGAUCUCAGGGCACAGGGGAUACUUUUUGACCAACGACGGUGUAGACCUGAAUCAAGCUUUGAUCAAUUAUGGACUGGAUUUUCUGCGGAAAAAGCAAUACAAAAAGAUCAUGGCACCAUUCAUGAUGAAAAAGGAGAUCAUGGCUCAAACUGCUCAAUUGGAAGAUUUCGAUGAGGCCCUGUAUAAGGUGUCUGGGGAUGCAGAUGACAAAUAUCUAAUUGCCACUUCUGAACAACCCAUCUCAGCCCUUCACUCUGACGAAUUCCUCGAGCCAAAGUCACUCCCUCUAUUAUAUGCCGGUUACUCCACAUGUUUCCGCAAAGAAGCUGGGUCACACGGCAAGGAUACCUGGGGUAUCUUCCGGGUUCAUCAAUUUGAGAAAGUCGAGCAGUUCGUCGUUUGUGAUCCAGAGUCUUCGUCCAAAAUGCUCGAUAUGAUGGUGGAGAACUCUCGAGAGUUCUACGAAUCCCUCGAAAUUCCCUACAGGGUGGUGGGUAUCGUUUCAGGUGCAUUGAACAAUGCCGCGUCUAUCAAGUACGAUUUGGAAGCUUGGUUCCCUUACCAAGGCGAAUACAAGGAGCUCGUAUCUUGUUCAAACUGUACCGAUUACCAGUCACGUUCCCUCAAUGUCCGAUACGGUUACAAAAAAGGUGGAGAAAAAGCAGCGUUCGUGCAUAUGCUCAAUGGAACUUUAUGUGCAACGGAGCGUGCUCUAUGCUGCCUCGUGGAAAACUAUCAGACCCCCGAGGGAAUACGUAUACCUAAAGUGUUGCAGCCGUACAUGCAAGGCAGGGACUUUUUACCCUAUACGGCGGAAUUGCCAAAGGAUUCAACUAGCAACAGAAGAAAGUGAUCUAGUGUCUUUCGGUUUCUGAUCAUGUCGAAUGUUGGAUCGAGAGGGACAUCUGUACAUAUCAUAUGCAUCAUGCACGAAGAUCUGGCCCUAUGUGGACUCG
Molecule: messenger RNA, 1547 nt
Organism: Tremella mesenterica DSM 1558
Lineage: Eukaryota; Fungi; Basidiomycota; Tremellomycetes; Tremellales; Tremellaceae
Exons: 10
Coding region: 71-1444 (457 amino acids)
Biological process (GO): seryl-tRNA aminoacylation
Cellular component (GO): cytosol
Molecular function (GO): serine-tRNA ligase activity; tRNA binding; ATP binding
Source: RefSeq, a predicted model, not a curated record